Molecule: messenger RNA, 2243 nt
Organism: Blastomyces gilchristii SLH14081
Lineage: Eukaryota; Fungi; Ascomycota; Eurotiomycetes; Onygenales; Ajellomycetaceae
Product: elongator complex protein 5
Exons: 3
Coding region: 151-1224 (357 amino acids)
Biological process (GO): tRNA wobble uridine modification
Cellular component (GO): nucleus; elongator holoenzyme complex; cytosol
Molecular function (GO): tRNA binding
Source: RefSeq, a predicted model, not a curated record
GUUACGGUCGCCGGUUCCUGCCGCGGAUGCUUGCCGCGUCAACUUAUCAAAAUCCCGCAAAACGAGCAUGAAAUAAGAAGAUCAGCGAAAGAGACGUCAGCCUUAAAAGAGAAAAUCGAAUUUGUUUGGAAUAUUUGAUCUAUAUUAAUCAUGCCACCUACAAGUGUUUCCCAUCGCCGUACGCAUAAUUUGCUAUUAAUAUCCAAGCUACUUGGUGUGCGCAACUCCGCCUCGCCAUUAACUCUCCUCCUAGACUCUCUAGAGCAGCCAGCUACCCCUUUGAUCAGGGAAUAUAUCAGAAGAGCAAAGCUAUCAAAAAUCCAUAUUAUAUUUGUCUCCUUCGAGACACUGACCCGCCCAGAUGGCGUUGAUACAUUUAUCCCGACCCGGCGGAAAACCCUGGCAGCUAUUGCGAAAGAAGUGAUCUCGGCUAUAUCGUCGCCACUUUCACCACAUCCGUCAGGUCCUAUUCCAAGAAGAUCCCUUGUAAUUAUCGAUUCAGUUAAUCUAAUGAUGUCUCGCAAACACGUCGAAGACCAGGAAAUGAACCUCGCAGCGUAUCUAAGCUCAUUCCUAGGGCCACCCCCAACCAGCCCACAGAGCCAACAUUCUACAUCUCUAAUUGCCAUAUACCAUCAAGAUAUACCCACGUGCCCACAGAAGCAGGUACCGUACGCCCCAUCCCCAUUAUCUCUCCUAACAUACCUCGCCACAACAAUCCUCACCGUCCACUGCAUGAGCCAUAUCCUUGCCGAAAAGGUAGCGAGGGAUAGGAGCCUAAUGGCCCCUAUCUUCGGUUUAGCGGAAGAAGCAGAUGGCGUCAUCAUCGGCCGCCGCACUAGUCAUAGCAAGAGCACCGAUGAUGAUAGCAAAGGCCUCGUUAUUGAAAUGGAACAUAGACGCAAGAGCGGCAGGGGUAUUGUGGAGUGGUACUAUCUCCCUCCUGCGGCGAAGAUUCAUCGGCAGCAGGUUAAAGAAGUAGUGAUUUUGCUCGACGACCAUCCGCUGUAUAGACGAGAGGAGGAGCAGGGCGUUGAGAAGGAGGGGUGGGAGCCGGAGUCGACGUUUGAGUUGGGCUUGACGGAGCGGCAAAGGCUGGAGAGGGAAGGAGUUGUGUUGCCUUAUUUCGAUGCGCAGAAAGGAGAUGGGCCUGGUGAAGGGGGUAGGAUCCUCUAUGAUAUGGGUGAGGAGGAUGAUUUCGAUGAAGAGGAGGAUGAGAUUUGAAUUGUCGCUUUACAUCGUGGAGGUGGGGAGUAUUAGUCGUCUUGCUAAAGCGGGGGAGUAGAAGACAAUUGCUACAGAGCCAAUGUGUAGGGUGGAACGCUUUGGAACUUCUGCCUGAGCGUCUGCGGGUAAAGGUUGCUGCGAUAGGAUGCUGAACAUAGUUACCGCGAGCCUCAUGAUCCAUUUGGUACCAAGCUUGACGAUUUCAAAAAGGAUGUCAGAGCUAGUACGAAUGGCACGAAAAAGGAUAGUGGGGGUGUGUGGAGAUCUGAUCAAGCUGAAAGAAAGGUCGAGAAGAAAGAAACGAUAUCAUUAUUAAAACAAAGCGCUAUUUAAAAAAACCGCCAGCAGAUUAAAACAAACAAAAUGAAACCCACUGCCGCAAAGGGUCCAUACUACAAUAAAGACAAUAUCAAAAUUAGCAACACUUUCUGCGAUUACUUUUAUUCAUGUUUGACACACUUACCUGUUUCACAAGCAACUCCCAGUUUAUCCGCACCGCGGCCUUACGGUAUUUGAGACUGUCCUCCCUCAAUCUCCCGGACAUCUCGCCCAUCCGCUCUAAGCUGUCGCCCCGGUAAAGGAGGUCUUCGACAUUCUUAACCAUGUAUUUUGUUACAUCUCGGAGCUCAUCAUUCAACUUGUCCAAGUUCUGGGGGGCGCGGCUAUCCUGGUAGGUUUUCAUUGUUCGCUUGAUGAAACCGUCGAAUUCAACGAAGGCGUAUGGGCGUAAAUUGGUGGAGAGGUAUUGUGAAGCUGAAUAGUUGGUUGUGAAUUCGGUGGCUAGGUCACCGAGGUAGCUAAAUGCGAGUUUACGCGGGUAUGAUCUGUCUGCGAUGCAGAGGAAGCAAACCUCGUCUCGGAUGACAUAGCUGUAUAUAAACGUAUAAGAUUCCGUUGUAUAAAAGGCAACAGGAGCUUUUCCGCAGACAAUGUCCCACUCACUGAAGGUUGUAUUGCCCGGACUCUAUAGUAGCUUGCGGUUCUGAGUUUCGAUUCAAUCGACGGCAUAUGAGUUU